This is a messenger RNA of Micropterus dolomieu (smallmouth bass), 762 nucleotides long. RefSeq names its product NACHT, LRR and PYD domains-containing protein 12-like. Lineage: Eukaryota; Metazoa; Chordata; Actinopteri; Centrarchiformes; Centrarchidae. The transcript is spliced from 5 exons. Bases 152 to 568 code for a protein of 138 amino acids. The record is from RefSeq and is a predicted model, not a curated record. Gene Ontology annotation, molecular function: protein binding.
GAGUCCACAGUGUAGACUGGAGAGACUGAGAUUGAGGGGCUGCAGUUUGUCAGAGAUCAGCUGUUCUUCUUUGGCCUCAGCUCUGAAGUCCAACCCCUCCCAUCUGAGAGAGCUGGAUCUGACUGGAAACAACUUGCAGAACUCAGGAGUGAUGCUGCUGUCUGCUGGACUGGAGAGUUUACACUGUAGACUGGAGAUUUUGAGAUUGAGUCUCUGCAGUUUGUCAGAUAUCAGCAGUGCUUCUGUAGCCUCUGCUCUGAAGUCCAACCCCUCCCAUCUGAGAGAGCUGGACCUGAGUAACAACAAGCUGCAUUAUCCAGAAGUGAAGCUGCUGUGUAAAUUUCUGAAGAGUCCCCAUUGUAGACUGGAGACUCUGAGAUUGACAGACUGCUGUUUGUCAGAGAUCAGCUGUGCUUCUCUGGCCUCCGCUCUGAAGUCCAACCCCUCCCAUCUGAGAGAGUUGGAGCUGAGAGAAAACAACCUGCAGGAUUCACGAAUGAAGCUGCUCUGCGAUCUUGUGGAUAGUCCAGACUGUAGACUGGAGACUCUGAGCUGGAAGCGCAGGUGAUCUCUGUCAGAGAGCGAGGGAUGAGGAAGGUGGAGGUGUUGAGAGAGGAUCAGCUGUGUCCUGAUGAUCCAGAGAGGUUGAAGCAGCAGCAUCAGCUUGUGUGUGGAGAGGCUCUGACUGGGCCAUGUUACUGGGAGGUAGAGUGGAGAGGAGAGCUUCAUCCAGCAGUGACUGACAGAGGAAUCCCAACAGUG